AUGUCUUGGAGAAGAUUGUCUUUGAAACCAAUCUUGUUUGGGUUUGCCAGUACUGCCGUUGUAUCAUACGGUGCAUACAAAUAUGGUCAGUACAAAGUGCUGACUAACCCACCACUUGAUUUGUUCCCCAAUUCGUCAACCACGAAAUUGAAAUCACUUGAUUCACCAAGAUACUGCACUAACAUUUCUUCAAUUAUGCCUGAAAUAGUUGAUCUUGGUAUCGAAGUUCUCAGUUCUAAACCUGUUAUUGAUCAUCAUACAAGUAAUGAGUUUACAACACACAAACCAUUGAAGGAAGAAGUUCCUCAAUAUGUAAUUUAUCCAACUUCCACCGAGCAAGUAUCGCAAGUACUAAAAAUCUGCAAUCGUGAACGUAUACCCGUGGUUCCAUUUUCUGGAGGUACUAGUAUCGAGGGGAACUUUCACUCCACUCGUCAUGGUGUCGUUGUAGAUACUUCCAAAAUGAACAAGGUCUUGGCUAUCAAUGAUAAUGAUUUGGAUGUGGUUGUCCAGUGUGGAGUCAAUUGGCAAAAACUCAACGAGGACUUGGAACCAUAUGGGUUAAUGUUUGGCACCGAUUGUGGACCACUGGGAUUGAUCUCGGGGAUGAUUGCCACAAAUGCGUCUGGUAUCAACGCAUCGCGAUAUGGAGCAAUGUCUGCAAAUGUCAUCUCUGUGACUGCAGUACUUGCUGACGGUACAGUAGUCAAGACUCGUCGAAGACCGAGAAAGACAUCAGCGGGAUACAAUCUAACCAGUUUGUUUGUUGGCAGUGAAGGUACAUUAGGCAUUGUUACUGAAGCAGUGGUUAAAGUGUAUCCCAAACCGAAAAGUGAAACGGUUGUUGUUGUACAGUUCCCGCUGAUAUCACAUGCCACAAAUACCGUAGCACAAGUGUUUCGUCUGGGAAUACAGCCUAGUGCCAUUGAGUUGCUAGAUGCAAAUAUGAUUCAUUGUUUGAACUACGGCGAAUACACUAGCAAACCAAUGCUAGAAGCACCCACAAUUUUCUUCAAGCUCGGUGGAAUUAAUGACACAGUUGUUAAAGAAAGUGUCAAAGUGCUUCAAUCCAUCACCAAAGAAAAUGAUGCAUCCAAUUUCAAAUUUGCCAAAAACAAGCAAGAACAAGAAGAGUUAUUUUCAGCUAGAAAGAACGCUCUAUACGCCAUGACCAACUGGAGUCGUAGUGAAAUUGAUGAAGAUGUGAAAAUGUGGCCGACUGAUAUAGCGGUUCCGUUAUCUCAAUUAUCGCAUGUCUUGACGAUCAUUAACAGUUGGAUUAAAGAUUCUCCCUUCCAAUCUACUAUAGUUGCUCAUGCGGGCGAUGGUAAUUUCCAUGCCAGUAUCUUUUACCGCGAUGGCCAAGACGAUGAAGCUGAGAAAAUGGUUAAUAAGAUGGUUGAAUUGGGUAUAGCUAAUGAUGGGACAGCUACUGGUGAACAUGGGAUUGGCAAUUCAAAGCGUUAUUUUUUGCAAUUGGAAUUGGGGGAGAAUACUAUUGAUAUGAUGAGAAAGAUUAAAAUGGCCUUGGAUCCAAAUAGGAUUUUGAAUCCUGAUAAAGUGUUUAAAAUAGAUCCUAAUGAUAGAGGAAAGCAUUAA
This is a messenger RNA of Lodderomyces parapsilosis, 1599 nucleotides long. Its product is annotated as FAD-binding oxidoreductase. The transcript has a single exon. The record is from RefSeq and is a predicted model, not a curated record. The coding region runs from base 1 to 1599 and encodes 532 amino acids. NCBI's taxonomy places the organism in Eukaryota, Fungi, Ascomycota, Pichiomycetes, Serinales, Debaryomycetaceae. Gene Ontology annotation, molecular function: D-lactate dehydrogenase (NAD+) activity; D-lactate dehydrogenase (cytochrome) activity; FAD binding. Gene Ontology annotation, biological process: lactate catabolic process. Gene Ontology annotation, cellular component: mitochondrion.